Messenger RNA from Octodon degus (degu), 3293 nucleotides. It is a transcript of the gene Slc25a21, whose product is annotated as solute carrier family 25 member 21. The coding region runs from base 1371 to 2270 and encodes 299 amino acids. The record is from RefSeq and is a predicted model, not a curated record. NCBI's taxonomy places the organism in Eukaryota, Metazoa, Chordata, Mammalia, Rodentia, Octodontidae. Gene Ontology annotation, biological process: transmembrane transport. The transcript is spliced from 10 exons.
UUUCAAACAAAUUUUAAUCAAAUGUGAGAAACAUUUUUGAAUACUGAUCUAAUACAUAGCAAGUUUCUAAUUCUCAGACACCAUAUAUUUUGCUAGCCAGGUGUCAACACUAUCUCCAACUUUUAAUGGCGCAAAGAAUUAAGCAGUAACCUAAUCUCGGCCAAAUGAUUUUAUUUUGUAUAUUUGACUGGAAAUCUAUAUGCUGACUUUAUUCAAUUGUUCACAUCCAAUAUUUUGAUCUUCAAAAAUUACUGGCACAAAGUAUAUUUAAUAUGAAAUACUAUGUUUUAGAAAUAAUGCCAAUGAGUUUUACAGGCUAAUUCUCGUUUUUAUUCUUAUCAUCUCCUGUCUGUUUGGGGUGUGGUGGGUAUUCUAAAAUUUUUUAGUCUUGUGUGACAGAUAAUUUUCUUGUCUCUCCUACACAGCAAAUUGCAAUUUGCUGUUGAAACACUGGCCUAAAUUACUAUUUUUGUUUGGCUACCCUAAAGGGAUAAUGAGUAAUUAAAUGUUCUAUAAAGAAUAUGCAAGUUUCUUAACGUUCCUUGAUUGUUUAGGUCAACUCAACAUUCAUAACAUUCAAUAAGGAACUGUUUAAAAACAUAGAGUUCUAGACCCUAACUCCAGUGAUUCUGAUUACAAGGGUGGGGUGGGUCCCAUAAGUUUUUCUCAGAUAUGUAAGUUAGGAUGGCUACUAUACAUUUAGAACGUUUGAAUUGGUUUAGAUAUUUACUAGUAAGGUUUUUUUUUUGGGGGGGGAGGGGUUCAGUCUUUGAAUAAAGGAAACAAAUUCCUGAGGCAUGAGAUAAAAUUUCCUUAAAUCCAAACUGUUUUCUUGGCAAAUAAUCAUAGUAGCUCAACUAAGUUAACUGUAAACUGCAUCUGUUUUGACUGAGUUGAUACACUCAGGAUAACUGCGAGGAAUUAAUAAUUGAUUUUUCUUUGGUCCCAGGGUUCUGGCCUCUCAAGAGGGCAAGGGUCGCCCCAGAACUGCCCUUGGAGCUCCGGGGAGGGUUUGCGUCACUUGCGUUAUCAAAGGCAAAGCGUCCAGCAGGACACUCUGCAAGGGUCCUGAUAGGAAAGCGAGUGGGCGUCAAAGUAGGCCAGGACCGAAGCGUUAGAGGCGGCUGGCCCCCCAAACUUCCACGAGCCCUUUGGUGAAGUCAGGGCGGCCCUGAAACAGUGCAGGGGGCAGGUUCUGACCCGCUGAGAUCUCGCUGCGAGCCUUGUCUGCUCCGCCGCCCCUCUAAGAACCAAGCGCCCGAGGGCCGGCCCACCCCGCGGCUCCGUUCAGGACAGGCUGCGCGGGCCGGGCUGCAGCGGCGGGCGGGCUCCCUCCUCUCGGCCGGCUCUCCGGUCCUCUCGCCGCGAACAUGUCCGCCAAGGCCGACGUCGGUUUAGUGCGGGAGGCCUCCAGGCAGAUCGUGGCCGGCGGUUCUGCAGGUCUGGUAGAAAUUUGCCUGAUGCACCCCCUCGAUGUGGUGAAAACCAGGUUUCAGCUUCAGAGAAGCACAGCUGAUCCGAACAGUUACAAAAGCUUAGGAGACAGCUUUCGAAUGAUUUUCCGAACAGAGGGGUUGUUUGGCUUUUACAAGGGAAUUCUGCCACCCAUCUUAGCAGAAACUCCUAAAAGAGCAGUAAAGUUUUUCACCUUUGAACAGUACAAGAAAUUGCUAGGAUAUGUGUCACUGUCACCAGGAUUGACCUUUACCCUUGCUGGAUUGGGAUCUGGACUCACAGAGGCCAUCGUGAUUAACCCUUUUGAGGUGGUAAAAGUUGGCCUGCAAGCCAAUCGGAACGCAUUCACAGAGCAACCCUCUACUUUGACUUAUGCAAGAGAAAUCAUUAAGAAGGAUGGUUUGGGACUGCGAGGCCUCAACAAAGGAUUUACAGCAACAUUGGGACGUCAUGGCGUUUUCAACAUGGUGUAUUUCGGCUUCUACUUCAAUGUCAAAAACAUUAUUCCUGUCAAUAAGGAUCCAACCUUAGAGUUCUUGAGAAAUUUUGGGAUUGGUCUUCUCUCGGGGACAAUAGCUUCAGUCAUUAAUAUCCCUUUUGAUGUUGCCAAAAGUCGGAUUCAAGGGCCUCAACCAGUUCCUGGAGAGAUCAAGUACAGAACCUGUUUUAAAACAAUGGCAACAGUCUACCAGGAAGAAGGGAUUUUUGCUUUAUACAAAGGCCUGCUUCCCAAGAUUAUGAGACUUGGACCAGGAGGUGCGGUGAUGCUGCUGGUUUAUGAAUACUCCUAUUCAUGGCUGCAGGAGAACUGGUGAUUUUUGAGGAAACGUUUUCUCUGGAGAUAAUGGAUAUUUGCUCUCUAGCACCAUGAAGGGGAGACGUUAUUGAUCAGCUCAGCUAGGUAUACAGUGAAGAAGGGGAAAAACAGCUUGGUCAAGAACAGCUUGGCACUUUAGAUUUUAUCUUUAGGCAAUGUGAGGUAGUAGUUCAAGAUAUAUAAAUGAUAGAGGAAAUACAGAGAUGAGAAAUGAUAGAUGGUAAAGAAAGCAUGAACCAAUAAGAUACACUGUGAAAAGUUAUAUGAAACAAUUAGGUAUAUAAAUUGAAUAUUAAAAUAGCAUAGAUAUCAGAUAUAUUUCACAAGAGCAAUAUAAAAUUUGUGAAAAUUAACAGGAAGCACUGAGGUGUUUGAGUAAAAUAUUAAAAUAGUAUAUAAACUCCAGCUAAGGAAUGUAAACAUUAUGAACUGCAGGGAUCUACAGAAUGGAAAGGCAUCAAGAGAUGGGUGGGGGGAAAGGGAUGGAAGGGACAAGGGAUGAAAACAGGAAUUAAGAUGUGUUAUGCAAAUGUAUCAAUUUCCCACAAGGGACGUAAACAUUAUGUACUACACUAAUAAAUGAAAAUGAUAAAAAAUAAUCAAUAAAAAGCCAUGUAAGCUUUGUCUCCUUUACUGCCUCACAAUGCAAAUUCAUUGCAGUGUUGUUUUUUCUAAAAGGCAUGUAUAUGCUUAAAAUUCUCGACAUCAAAUUAUCCUGUGGCUAACUCUUUAAGAAUUGUUUUCAGAAACACUGGACCUGGACCCCCCCCCAAAAAAAGCUGAAACUGAAGCGUUUUUCAAAUAAUUAUUUUCCUAUAAACAUUUUAAAAGCAGAAAACAUGUCUUCAAGGUACACUAAAAUGGCCUUUAAAGAAUACUUAAUUUUAUGAGUGCUAUGCUAAAAUGUAAAUCUGUUGGUUUUCUUUAGUAAUAAUAUAUCUCAGCUUUAUUUUCUUAGCUGUACUUCAUAUUUCACAUGGUUACAUAGGUAUUUUUAAGUCAUGCUAUCUGAAGGUUUUGA